This is a messenger RNA of Cavia porcellus (domestic guinea pig), 1061 nucleotides long. RefSeq names its product tRNA-yW synthesizing protein 3 homolog (gene Tyw3). The record is from RefSeq and is a predicted model, not a curated record. The transcript has 7 exons. Bases 28 to 717 code for a protein of 229 amino acids. NCBI's taxonomy places the organism in Eukaryota, Metazoa, Chordata, Mammalia, Rodentia, Caviidae.
AGAGCCCGGACUCUACCUCCAUCACGCAUGGACCGCAGCGCAGAGUUCAGGAGGUGGAAGGCGCAGGGUCUGAGCAAAGCAGACCUCAGCAGGAAGGGCAGUGUAGACGAGGACGUGGUCGACCUUGUACAACUCCUGAACACGCAAGAGCAGUUUUUCACCACCAGUUCCUGCGCCGGCCGCAUCCUCCUCCUAGACGGGGGUAUAAGUGGUUUUGAGAUUCAGAAACAAAACUGUUGCUGGCUGCUGGUUACCCACAAACCUUGUGUAAGAGAGGAUGUGUUGGCAGCUCUGAAGAAAGCCAGUGGCGAUGCAGUUUUGAAAUUUGAGCCAUUGGUCCUUCACGUGCAGUGUCGGCAGCUACAGGAUGCACAGAUUCUGCAUUCAGUGGCAGUUGAUUCUGGUUUCAGGAACUCUGGCAUCACAGUGGGAAAGAAAGGAAAGACUAUGCUGGCUGUCCGGAGUACACAUGGCUUAGAAGUUCCUUUAAGCCAUAAGGGAAAACUGAUGGUGACAGAGGAAUAUAUUGACUUCCUGUUAAAUAUAGCGAAUCAAAAGCUGGAGGAGAACAAGAAAAGAAUUGGAAGGAUUCUGUUCCUGGGUGUGGGUUCCGCUACUUCUGCUAGAGGGAUAGGUCUUACGCGUGUCAACAGGAGAGAUGCACCCCUGGUUUUACAACUGUCUACAACGUGCUUUGGAAAGAGAAACAGUGACUAACUUACAUCCCAAGAUCAAAGAGAAAAAUAAACCAUCUUCUUCUCCUAAGAAAGAAAGAAACACAGCCAACGCACAAGGAAAAUGUAGCCCUGAAGAAAAUGAAAAAGAAAUUGAAAAGGAGGGCUAUGAGGAGCUAGGAAUCAGUGGUACUAUCUUCCCUGAAGAUUACUAAGAUUUAAUUCUGAAGUAUUUUGAUCGAAUAUUGUUUGUAAUAGAUUUUAUAAUGCUCUUUAUAAGAGCUUUUGUAGGCCUGGUGAUGUAGCUCAGUGGCACAAAUGCCUGCCUGGCAGUUACAAGGUCCUGAGUUCGAUUGUUGGGACAAUAAAUAAAUAAAUAAAACAGUU